Priapulus caudatus is the source of this 2606-nucleotide messenger RNA. RefSeq names its product sushi, von Willebrand factor type A, EGF and pentraxin domain-containing protein 1-like. The coding region runs from base 502 to 1773 and encodes 423 amino acids. The transcript has 9 exons. The record is from RefSeq and is a predicted model, not a curated record. NCBI's taxonomy places the organism in Eukaryota, Metazoa, Priapulida, Priapulimorpha, Priapulimorphida, Priapulidae.
AGACCCAGCGGUAUAUACGUUGUUCGAUGACACAGCCAGUAUAAGUGUCAACCUACGACCACGCUCGUUUGGGGACGCCGUUCUCGCAUGCGGCAUUGACGGCUGGAAGGUGACGUGCCACGAUGUGUGACGUCAGAAUGCAGAAAUCCACCGGAAAUAAAACACGGCAAGGCGAUCGGUAAAUCGCGACGGUUCCCCAUCAGCGCCGAAGUGUACUACACGUGCGACGCCGACUACGAACUGCGGCGGGAUGUACCUGUCGUCUGCGGAGUGAGCGGAGAUUGGAUCGGGACGCCGCCAUCUUGCGAUCUCAUCCAGUGCGCUGUGCCGCCGAGCCUUGCUAAUAGCACCCACAGAGGCUACACCGCUGACACCGCAUUCACGGUCGGCGCUCGAGUGUCGUACGAGUGCGUGGAGGGUUACGGAGGCGUCGGCGGGAGAGAGUGGGAAGUGCGAUGCGGCGGAGAUGGAACGUGGAUUGGGAUCGAGGCUGUCGACUGCAUGCCUGUCGACUGCGCGAGCCCGCCACUCGUCGCGCAUGCGCACGCGGAAUGGACGUCUACGCACUACGGCGAUGAAGUGACGUAUGCGUGCGAUCAGGGUUUUACGAUGAGCUCAAACAGAAAGCUAUUCUGCUCAGCGGAAGGUGAAUGGAUGGCCCUAGGUCAGCGGGAUGGCACAUCAGAGACACCUGCACCUACCUGCGAGCGCCUGAGCUGCCCGACGCCUGCCGGGGUCAGCCACGCGGCGCGGAGGGUGACAGGGUACAACCACGGCGACAAGGCUCAGUAUUCCUGCCAACCCGGAUAUGAGAUGACGGGAGCGUCCAUCUUGACGUGUGACACGAAUGCGCUGGAUGCUAGUGCCGGUAGUUGGGACCACCCAGCACCGGUGUGCGACCUGGUGACAUGUAGUCACCAGCAGCCACCGACACACGGCCAGGUUAGCGGUGACAACAUGGUUGGAUCUACCGCGACAUAUACGUGCGACGAUGGUUAUCGUCUAUCGGGCGCAGCAACACGACUCUGUCGGGACACUGGAGAUUGGUCUGACCCGGCUCCCAUGUGCAUCCUUUCUGACUGUGGGCCGCCGAAGCAACCGCUGUAUACACGCACGCUCAGCCCAGACGGCUACAUGACAGGUGAGAAGGUAACAUUUACCUGCCUGCCGGGCUAUCGUGCCGUUCAGCAUAUGUCUACAACGUGCCAGCAAGACGGACAUUGGACGCACCUUCGCGGAAUGUGCACACGCAUGUCAUGUGGCAGACCUCCGAUCAACAAUGGUGCCGUCCUUCUCGGAGCCUCACACUACAUCGGUGACCACGUGAUCGUCACGUGUCCUCCGGGUAAAAAAGCGAUCAACAGUGUGCUAGUGUGUACGGAGCAAGGAACGUGGAGUGGGCGGGCAUUCUGCUCUGCCCACUGCGCUGCCGGCUGCCGUAAUGGUGGUGUGUGCAUCCGCAAGAAUCAGUGCCUCUGCCCGCCUGGCUUCCACGGACAGAGCUGCGAGCAGGCGAUGUGCAUCUUCCCAUGCAUGCACGGCGGAACCUGUAUUGCACCGUUCAAGUGCUCGUGCUCUCUUGGCUGGACGGGCGCCAGGUGUCAGCAGGCUAUCUGCGACCCCAAUUGUAAGAAUGGCGGACACUGUAUUGCUCCGAACACAUGCAUGUGCCCUAGUGGGAAAAUCUCGCAGGAUUGCCGAAGCAUUGAGAUGACGGAAGCUCAAUACUACAUGGCAAAGGAAGAACAGCAACGGUAUAUGGAAGCUAAAUAGAUAUAUAGUUUAGAGGCGGAAGGUUUCUGUGUAAUUCUUAUAAAUAUAUAAACUCUAGUAAAAAAAUCGUGUAUAUGCGCGCGCGAGCGUGCAUGAGCUUGUCGUGCGUGUGCGGAGGUUUGCGUGCAUUGCGUGCGUGUGCGUGUGCGUGUAAAUGUGUGUGUGCUUGCGCGAGUGUGUGCCUGCGCGUGCGAGUGGGCCACUUCUCCCAGAGGAAUGGCAUUUUUCUAAAACCGUCGUAAUAUACUACUUCGUGUAUACCUAGCAUUGGUGCUCUAUUCCACUUUUCGUGAAAUAUAUAUAUAUAAUAGCGCGUAUAUUUCUAAUUUAGCAAUAUAAUUAUGUAUGCGUAUCUAUAAAGUAGUUGUACCAUCAAAGCGGGAAUUUAUAUAUCAAAUUAAUAAUCAGUUAUAGCAUUAGAUCUUGCGAAAUGAGUCCAUAAUUUGUGUUUAUUUUAAAUGCAUAUGUAUAUGUUUAUUCAGUUUUCAUGGCGUGCCUAUUUAAGGAAAUAGUAUAAAUAAAGACGGAUUAAAAAUUCCUUAAUAAAAAAGAAUUUACUAUAACUGUAAUGCAGUAUAGCAGUACUAUUAAAUGCGUCAGCGCAUUUUCGUUUCAUGCGUUCGUAGGGGAUUCAAUUAUUUCCCAGUUUUUCGUCGUUUGAAAGUACACAAGCGCUUGCUUAGUUCGACUGUUUUUGUGUAUGCAAUGGUAGGUAACACAUAUCAUGUCUUUUUGCACAUGUCUUGGCUCUAGACCAACAUGUUUGCUGGACCCAAGCUGCACCUCUCAUCGACUCACGUCGGUAGUACCGUACAGUAAAAUAGCUCGAAGAA